AUGUCCAAAAGAAAGCGAGGUGACGAUGUCGAGGAUGACGACGCGACCGCGACCGCGGCCGCCAACUUUCGCCAGCAAAGGAGAAUCAUGGCGGCCUUCUCAGAAAGCACGAAGCACCUCAGCAGAGCGUUCAAGCUGGCUAAGGGAUUGGAACAGCAAAAGAUGGGCCGAAGGUUGAAAGCUGCCGCCACGAAGAAGGAUCAAAAAGACAUGGACAGGAUCAACGCAGAGAAAGGAGCUGUAAAGGCUCUUGAAAACACUGUCUGCGCUCAGCACUACCUGGCGAAAUCUCUUUUGAAAAUCAAAGCUAUUGCAACCAACCCAGACUUGCCUGCGGAGCUCAGCAAACCUGUCGCGUUUCCACAUGAUGCGGCUUCUUUGAACGUCAAUGGCAGGCUUUGCAAGUCGAAGCCUGUGCAGGAGGCUUUUCCAGCUGCGGUUGCGGCUGUCAAGAGGGAGUUUGGGAUUCGCGAUGAUUCAGAUGGGCCGGCGAAGAAGAGGAGGAUAAGAGCGAAGGACUAUGAUGCUGCGAGGGCAAAGAGUGAGGAGAGUGAGGAGACGAAUGGUGUGGUUAAGGCGCCCAAGAAGGCCAAGCGUGCAGAACCAGACGACUCGGACGCUUUGAGUCAGGCGGACCUUGGCGACAGCGAUGAAGAAUCAGGGGACGCAUUCGAGCAGUAUCGAAGUCGACUGGCAUCGUCCGAUGACGAGGAGGAUGGCGACGGGGAGGACGUGGAAGUUUCAGAUAUUGAAGAUCUCGAACGCCAGUCGGAGCAAGAAGGCCUCUCGCGAAAGCUCAAAUCCUCGAAGACACCACGGUACGACCCUGCGGCAGAUCUGUCGCUGUCCGACGAAGAAUCAGAAGACGAGUCAAUAGACGAACGGGCGCCAAAGAAAGGUGCCAUUGCGAAGUCGAAUAAGUCAUCAUUCAUUCCGUCCUUGACUAUGGGUGGCUAUAUUUCUGGCAGUGGCUCUGAUCUGGACGAUGAGGUCGAUGUCGCGCCCAAGAAGAAUAGACGAGGUCAACGUGCGCGACAGAAGAUCUGGGAGCAAAAGUACAAGUCAAAAGCAAACCACCUCAAAAACCAGGAGAAAAGUGCAGGCUGGGAUCCAAAACGAGGCGCUGUCGGAGGUGCGCAGCGCCAGCCACGCUUCGCAAACGGGGCAAACAGUAUGCCUCUGGAGAACAAGCGACGGAAUGUCGGCGCGAGUGAUGCGAAGAAGCCGCCCCGUAAGGACGAUAGUGGACCUCUGCAUCCCAGCUGGGAGGCAGCGAAACGGGCAAAGGAGAAGAGGGAUGCUCCUGUGCCGUUUCAAGGCAAGAAGAUCAGUUUCGAUUAA
Molecule: messenger RNA, 1341 nt
Organism: Zasmidium cellare ATCC 36951
Lineage: Eukaryota; Fungi; Ascomycota; Dothideomycetes; Mycosphaerellales; Mycosphaerellaceae
Exons: 2
Coding region: 1-1341 (446 amino acids)
Biological process (GO): maturation of SSU-rRNA
Cellular component (GO): 90S preribosome; nucleus
Source: RefSeq, a predicted model, not a curated record